Molecule: messenger RNA, 1413 nt
Organism: Penicillium concentricum
Lineage: Eukaryota; Fungi; Ascomycota; Eurotiomycetes; Eurotiales; Aspergillaceae
Exons: 4
Coding region: 1-1413 (470 amino acids)
Biological process (GO): transmembrane transport
Cellular component (GO): fungal-type vacuole membrane
Molecular function (GO): transmembrane transporter activity
Source: RefSeq, a predicted model, not a curated record
AUGCAAAAGUCCGCAACCACUGUGCAAGAGCCAGCGCAAGAACCAUGGCAAUCAACCUCGACAAGCCUAGCCGAGCAUCCCAUUGAGUAUCCCAUUGGUCAUAACUCAAACUUCGACGAAGAAGCUCCCCGGUCGGCAUUUUCCAUUAUCGAACCCCCAGCCGAGCUAUCCACACUCACCACCCAUCUCACCGGUCACAGUGCCGACGACACAUUCCCAGAUGGGGGACUGCAAGCAUGGUGUGUUGUAGCGGGUUCAUUUUCUCUCUUAAUGGCUACAUUCGGCGUGAUGAACACGACUGGAAUUCUGCAAAAUUACUUCGCUACUCAUCAGCUGGCCAGCUACUCGCCCAGUGCAAUCGGCUGGAUUCCGGGACUAUUCACCUUCUUCGGUCUGAGUAUUUCGGUCCAGGUUGGGCCGAUGUUUGAUCGGUAUGGCCCUAAGGCCAUUCUUGUGACUGGCACUGUGUGCUACGUGACGGGUCUUAUUCUUCUUGCUGAAAGCCGUCUUUACUGGCACUUUGUUCUUACCCUUGGUGUUCUUUCUGGGACUGGCGCUGCACUCUUGAGUACAGUGGCGUUGGCUAGUGUGCCGCAAUGGUUCGAUCGGAAGGCAGCACUUGCUAUUGGGAUUUCGAUGGCGGGCGCGGGUCUUGGUGGUGUGGUGUUUCCGUUUGUGCUCAGAGCUGGGUUCACGAAUCUUGGAUAUAAGUGGACAAUUCGAUUGCUGGCAUUGGUGGUGUUGGUAUUGUCUGUGGCUGGGACUGUUCUGGUGAAGGCGCGUCUUCCGAAGGGAAGGAGCAAAUCAACUGUCAAUUUGCGCUCUUUGCAAGAUGCGAGGUUUACCUGGUUGACAUUGGGCAUCUUUGGUCUUGAGCUCGAGGUCUUUGCUGGUCUAGGUCUUUAUCCAACCUAUGUCAUCAUGCAAGGGUUUUCUACCAACACCAGUGUCAUUCUUCUCGCUGUUCUGAACAUAGCCUCCACAGUAGGACGAUUGUUGGCUGGAGGCGUGGCUGAUCGGUUUGGCAGAAUCAACACCCAGACUGCACUCAUCGCUGUGGGUGCAUUCGCGGUGUUUGUAAUCUGGCUGCCAUUUGGCAGCUCCCUUAUCGGCCUUUAUAUCUUCUCAGUUAUCUUCGGGUUGGCUUCGGGAUCAUUCCUGAGUCUUGCACCAGCUUGUAUCGGACAGAUCUCUAAAGCGAGUGAGGUUGGUGGAAGAUUCGGCCUGACAUAUUCCAUUGUCAGCUUUGCCACACUGAUCUGUAUCCCGAUUGGCGGUGAGAUGCUCGACAAAGUGGGAAAGAGAGCCAUGGUGGCAUAUUUAGGGAGUGUCCUGAUAGUCUCACUCGGUUUGUUCGUGAUGGCAAGAUGGGCCUGUUUGAGCUACCGGUGGAGGUGGCAAGCAAAGAUCUAG